Symbiodinium pilosum is the source of this 1500-nucleotide messenger RNA. Lineage: Eukaryota; Dinophyceae; Suessiales; Symbiodiniaceae. The record is from the annotation of a GenBank genome assembly.
AUGGGCGGCGCACUUUGCCCGUGUCUCGGCGACCGUGGAAAGACCGCAAGCGAUGCGGCGCCGUGCGCAGCCAUUGAGGAGAUACCCAGGGCAGUGCCCAGCUCUGCAGGACUUGAAUGUCCGAUCAAUGGCGAGUUGCCAGACCUCCUGCGCAACCGCUUCCCACAGGCGUCUUCACCAGCAAAUGAAGGAAGCGCGCCAGUGGCCAAGCCCAACUCCAACCCGGAGGCUGAGCCCCCAGCCAAGAUUGCGGCAGCAAAGGCCAUGGAAGAGCGUGAAACUUUUCUGCGCAAUCUGGAGGCCGCAGAGGAUGCUGCCAGAUUAGAGGCAAAGCGAGCACGUCUGGAGGCAGAGAACGUCCGAGUAAGGGCGGCCUUUGCAAAGCUCCAGAAUCUGACCAAGGGCGCUCGAGUCUCGUUUGAUGAGAUUGUGGAGGUCCAUGAGCUCGCUGAGCUAGACAUGCCAGAGGACAAUGAAAUGUUGGUCACGCCAGCCUCUUCUUCAUCUACAGGCUCCCCACAGCAGUCCAUUUUAAAGGGGAAGCAGAUUACAUCCUCGUCAAGCUGGGCCGUCGAAGCCCGUGCCCAGCUAGACCAGGACAGUGAUUCGGAUGAAGUCUACGAAUACGACGGCAGCGAUGACGACGUAUUCUUUGAGGAGUGUCUGCUUGACUUAUCCGCCAAGCCGCUCUACGCAGGCGGUUGCCGCCUUGGCCACUUGGAGUCAGUUAAUGCAUGGGUGAUCACUCUCGCCAAUCAUCCAAUCAGGCUGGCUGUGACCAUCUUUAGCCUCUCCGCUUGGGUCGUCCCAGCCAUCUUGUUAGGACUUCCUGUAGUGAAGAGAAAGGAUCCGAAGUCGCGCAAGUACGUGGACGGCGUUAUUGGUGUGUGGAGCAAGAUGACGACGUGGCCUUUUUUCAAAGUGAAGGUGAAGGGCCGCGAGAACUUACCGCCUGAAGACCAGGCAGUGGUGUACGCUGGAAAUCACCAGUCCUUCAUGGACAUCCUGUCCUGCUACCACCUGAACAAGCCCUUCAAGUGGGUCUCGAAAGCCUCCAUCUUGAAGAUCCCUGUGAUCGGCUGGGCCAUGAAGAGGGCCAACACCAUCACAAUCGAAAGGGAGGACCGAAGGUCGCAGAUGGAAGCCUUCCGGCGAUGCAUAAGCACCUUGCAGGAGGGCACAUCCAUCUUCAUCUUCCCAGAGGGCACACGCAGCGCGGAUGGAGCUCUCCUGAAGUUUAAGAAGGGCCCCGUCUCGAUGGCCAAGAGGGCAAAGGUUCCUAUCAUCCCAGUGACCAUUCUGGGAACUGGCCGCAUGAUGCCCAGCAAGAAGGAGUAUCUGCUCUACCACAGCCGUCCUGGGGUUGAGAUCAUCGUGCAUCCCCCCAUGUCCGCUCAGGAAGUGCAAGACACGCCCGACGCGGAUACUUUGCUGAAGCUGCGGCAAACGAUAGAGUCGGCUCUCCCAUUGCAGCUGCAGAAGGGGACUGUCGCCAGUUGA